Molecule: messenger RNA, 1965 nt
Organism: Candidula unifasciata
Lineage: Eukaryota; Metazoa; Mollusca; Gastropoda; Stylommatophora; Geomitridae
Source: the annotation of a GenBank genome assembly
AUGGAGAAAAAUGGCAAGAUUACUAAUGGCCAUGAAGAAACAACACUGUUCAUCCUGCCGGACUCUGACACACACAAGGCCCUUGAGGCGGAGCAGGCAGUCAUAUCAGAUACCUGGGACAAAGAGGAGGAAGAAAGAGAGCACUGGACCAGAGGUUUAGAUUUCGUCUUGUCUUUGAUUGGCUAUGCUGUUGGUGUCAGCAAUCUGUGGCGGUUCCCAUACCUGACCCUGCGCAAUGGCGGGGGUGCAUUUCUGAUCCCCUUUUUCUUUUUCUUGCUGUUGUGUGGAAUACCUCUGUUUUACUUAGAGGUCUGCCUGGGACAGUUUUCUGGGACAAGCUCUCUUUUUGUGUGGAAAAUGUGUCCACUGGUUAAAGGUAUUGGCUAUGGAAUGGUCCUGGUUUCUGGCAUGGCCUGCAUCUACUACAACGCGGUUCUCUCCUGGGUCAUCUACUACCUGGUGAAUUCCUUCAGGGCAGACUUGCCCUGGGCCAGCUGUGGGCACUGGUGGAACACUCCACAAUGUGUUACGCACCAAGGCGAACUGAACUCAAUGUUUGCCUCCAACGUGAGUGAUGGUAACAUGACUCUUAACCUGCAGUUAACCAAUGGUUCGGGGAACUUUGCAAGCGGGAGUUCAUCUUGUGUUGGCAAUGCCUCACUGUGUGGGUCAAGCCAAGUCAAGUACAGGACGGCCGCUGAGGAGUUCUGGCAAUACAAUGUCCUGAGAAAAAGUGACGGCCUAGAGAACCUGGGAAGUAUGCAGAUGCACAUUGCCUUGUCGCUUCUUGCGGCUUGGAUUCUCGUCUGUCUCUGCCUGAUCAAGGGAGUCAAGUCUGUUGGGAAAGUUGUCUACUUUACGGCCCUAAUGCCUUAUGUGUUGCUGACCGUUUUUCUUAUACGGGGCAGUAUGUUACCUGGAGCGAUAGAUGGGAUCAUCUUCUAUGUGAAACCAGACUUUGAGAAACUCAUGAACUUUACUGUGUGGAUUGAGGCUUGUGUUCAGGUCUUCUAUUCUCUGGGGCCAGCAUGGGGUGGGCUGAUAACCAUGGCCAGCUUCAACAAAUUCCACAACCAGUGUUUCAGGGAUGUGUUGAUUGCCUCCCUGGCUGACGGGCUGACCAGUGUGUACGGAGGAUUUGUCAUAUUCUGCGUGCUGGGCUUCUUGGCAAAGGAAGCCAAUGUCAGCGUCACAGAAGUGGCAACCCAGGGUCCUGGUUUAGCUUUAGUUGCCUACCCAGAAGCGAUAUCCAAGCUUCCUAUACCACAGCUGUGGGCGGUGCUUUUCUUUUUCAUGCUUCUGCUGUUGGGCAUCGACAGUCAGUUUGGCAUGUUUGAGACAGUGGUGGCAGGUUUGAUAGAUGCCUUUCCCCAUCAGCUGCGGAGGAGACGGAUUUGUCUCACAUUUGGACUUGCUUUCCUCAGCUACUGUGUGUCUCUGCCGAUUGCAACUAAUGGAGGCAUCUAUGUAUUCACUUUGCUGGACUGGUUUGUUGCUGCUUUCUGUGUUAUGAUCACCUCCUUCCUCGAGUGUUUUGUGAUUUGCUGGAUUUAUGGUGUUGACAGGUUCAGCGAUGAUAUAGAGAUGAUGCUAGGGAGGAAGCCGGGCCUGUUUGUGAGGAUCUGCUGGACAGUCUUCACACCAUUAAUUAUGUUGACUGCAUUUAUAUUCACCUGUGCCAUGUAUACCUUACCUGUGUAUGAUGGUUACGUGUUUCCUAUGUGGGCCAACUUACUGGGCUUCAUCAUAUCUGUGAUUCCAUUGAUACCGAUCCCUGUGGGUGCACUUAUAGUCUUAUUGAAACAGAAAGGUACAUUUAUACAGCGACUACAAUCUUCUCUGCAGCCAGCAGAGAACUGGGAGCCAGCAGCAAAACAAUACAAAGAGUUGUACGGAGAAAAAUCAAAAGCAUACAAUCAACGACGGCACUGGCUUGUGGCAUGGUAUCGACGCCACAGAUUAUAA